This is a messenger RNA of Stegastes partitus (bicolor damselfish), 1263 nucleotides long. It is a transcript of the gene hoxa2b, whose product is annotated as homeobox A2b. The transcript is spliced from 2 exons. Gene Ontology annotation, cellular component: nucleus. Gene Ontology annotation, molecular function: RNA polymerase II cis-regulatory region sequence-specific DNA binding; DNA-binding transcription factor activity, RNA polymerase II-specific. The coding region runs from base 1 to 1080 and encodes 359 amino acids. Gene Ontology annotation, biological process: regulation of transcription by RNA polymerase II. NCBI's taxonomy places the organism in Eukaryota, Metazoa, Chordata, Actinopteri, Pomacentridae. The record is from RefSeq and is a predicted model, not a curated record.
AUGAAUUACGAAUUUGGGCGAGAAAGUGGUUUCAUCAACAGCCAGCCGUCGCUCGCUGAGUGCCUGACAUCUUUCACUAACCCUGUCGGUGAUGCAUUUCAAAGUUCAUCAAUCAAGAGCUCAGCGCUUUCACAGUCGACACUGAUUCCUCCUCCUUUUGAGCACACCAUUCCCGGCCUGAACCCGAGCGUCCACCCACGCCACAGCCGCUCCAAGCAGGCUCUGAAAGGCUGCAGCCCGCUGCAGGCUGCAUCCCUGCCCCCGGAGUACCCGUGGAUGAAGGAGAAGAAAAGCAUCAAGAGGAACCAGGCUGCUGCUUCUGCUCCUUCUUCUUCCUCUUCUUCUUCUUCUGCUGCUGCUGCUGCGACAACGGCUGACUCUUCACCACUCUACUUCUCCCCCCAAGGUUCACCUGAGGUGCCAGAAAGCGGCGGCGGAGGCGCAUCCAGGAGGCUGAGGACUGCGUACACCAACACCCAACUCCUGGAGCUGGAGAAGGAGUUUCAUUUUAACAAAUACCUGUGCAGACCCAGGCGGGUGGAGAUAGCCGCGCUGUUGGAUUUAACGGAGAAGCAGGUGAAAGUGUGGUUUCAGAACAGGCGGAUGAAGCACAAGAGGCAGACGCACAGCAAGGAGAACCGGGACAGCGAGGGGAAGUACGCGUGUGUGGACGACGGGCCGGAGGACGAGGAGGAGUUCGAGCAAGCGGCGGACGGCGGUGCGCUCCUGGAGACGGAGAGGUAUUUCCACCAGAAUACCUUGACUUCACAGCCGUGUCAGAACGCGCACAAUGGGGAGAACCAAAGCCCGACUGUUACCCCUUUGAGCAGCAAUGAGAAAAAUCUGAAACAUUUUCCAAACCCGACACCCACAGCUCCGAUGUGCGUGCCAACAAUAGGCCCGGACAAUGAUCAUUCCUCGGGCCUCUCUUUGCAGGAUUUCCAAGUUUUCUCAUCCUCGUCCUCUUUCUCGCCGAGUUUGUCCGAUUCCACAGAAAGUCCUCUGCCUUUAUCCUGCGAAACUUUCGACCUUUUUUCAGAAACACUCACCACAAUCGACCUGCAGAACCUGAGCUAUUGAAAUGUUUGAUUUUAACUCACACUCUUGUGUUUGGUCUCAAUUUUAGCGUGAGGAUAAAAAAGAAUAAUAAAAAUAAAGCUCUCACAAAUAAGGUAAGUUAAAGCGAAAAAAAAGAAAAGAAUCUUGCCUAUGUGGAGUGUUUAUUCCAACAUAGGCUGCGAGAGGACAUUUAUUUUUAUAUGG